Messenger RNA from Rhizoctonia solani, 951 nucleotides. Its product is annotated as alcohol dehydrogenase. Lineage: Eukaryota; Fungi; Basidiomycota; Agaricomycetes; Cantharellales; Ceratobasidiaceae. Bases 1 to 951 code for a protein of 316 amino acids. Gene Ontology annotation, molecular function: oxidoreductase activity, acting on the CH-CH group of donors, NAD or NADP as acceptor. The transcript has 5 exons. The record is from RefSeq and is a predicted model, not a curated record.
AUGCCUACAAUUCAGAACUCUGCCGCCAUUUUUAACUCUGUCCCUAAAGAGUACCCCGUUCUCAACGAAACUAUUAUCAAGGGCACCAGUAUAAUUGAUCUUGAUAGUGCUACACUUAACGGUGGAAUACUUGUGAAGUCAGUAUAUCUGUCUAUCGACCCACAUUUACGGGGAAGAAUGCGGAAAGUAUCUUCGCAGUCCUAUGUCGAUAGUUUCAAAAUCGGUAAGCCGAUCACAGAUUUUGGAAUCGGGAAGGUGAUUCAAUCCAAGAAAGACGAAGUUUUUCUAGAUGAUUUACUCUAUGUUCAAGAGCUUUCAUUUCAGGAGUACAAUGUAUUGCGACCUGAACAUCCGGCUAGAGUUAUCAAAGAGAAACCAGACGUCCCGCUCUCUGCAUAUAUUGGCGUCCUUGGAAUGCCUGGUAUGACGGCAUUUUACGGGCUCGAGACUAUAGGCAAGCCGGUUAAAGGGGAGACCAUAUUCGUCUCAUCAGGUGCCAGUGCGGUUGAGUCGCUUGUAGCUCAGCUCACCAAAGCGAAAGGUCUCAAGGUCAUAGCAUCCGUUGGCUCUGACGAAAAAAUUAAAUUCUUGGAGGACAUCGGCGUCGAUGUACCUUUUGGUUACAAGACACAAAGCAUUGCGGAUGUUGUUGCAAAGGAAGGGCCGAUUGAUAUUUACUGGGAUAACGUUGGCGGCUCGACCUUAGAGAACGCAACGCAUAUACUUCUCAAACAACUUACAGUCAAAGGGGUUUUCGUUUUGACCGGAGAGAAGGAAUAUGAAGGCCAACUUAAUAAUACAAUCAAACUCCUUGGUAAAUUAUUUCCACUCGUCCAAUCCGGGCAAAUCAAGCGGUCAGAGCAGACACUCAAAGGGCUUGACAGUGUUGGAGAAGGAGUUAUCGCCGUGCAAUCAGGGGCAAAUACCGCAAAGGUUGUUAUCGAAGUGUAA